GGGGCAGGUACGCGCGCUCGCAGCUCGUUCGGGGAGACCGGCGCUGGCGGGAGCGGGCUCCGGCGAGUGAGAGAGCGCGGCGGGGCGGGGCGGGGCGGGAGAAAGUGGCCGCCUGGAGGACGUUGGCGUUUACGCGUGGCGGAGCGGAAGAGUUUUGCUUUUCGUGCGCGCCUUCGAAACCCGCGCCUGCUGUUGCCUGAGGGGUCCGCCCCGAGCCUCCCCUCUCCGCCGCGGCCCCGCGCCGAGCUCGCCGGCCCGAGCCAGCGUGGGUGAGGUGGGAAGCGCGCUCGACCCGCGCCCCGCGCCCGGAGUCGCCCCCGAGUACCCAUGGCUACGCGGGUGCUGACCAUGAGCGCCCGCCUGGGACCCGUGCCCCAGCCGCCGGCCCCGCAGGACGAGCCCGUGUUCGCGCAGCUCAAGCCCGUGCUGGGUGCUGCGAACCCGGCCCGCGACGCGGCGCUCUUCCCCGGCGACGAGCUGAAGCACCCGCACCACCACCCGCAGGCGCAGCCCGCGCCCCCGCAGCCGCCGCAGACGGCGCCACCGCCCGCCGCGGGCCCGCGGCUGCCCGCCGAGGAGCUGGUCCAGACAAGAUGUGAAAUGGAGAAGUAUCUGACACCUCAGCUUCCUCCAGUUUCUAUAAUUCCAGAGCAUAAAAAGUAUAGACGAGACAGUGCCUCAGUCGUAGACCAGUUCUUCACUGACAGUGAAGGGUUACCUUACAGUAUCAACAUGAACGUCUUCCUCCCUGACAUCACUCACCUGAGAACUGGCCUCUACAAAUCCCAGAGACCGUGCGUAACCCAAAUCAAGACAGAACCUGUUACCAUUUUCAGCCACCAGAGUGAAACGACUGCCCCUCCUCCGGCCCCGACCCAGGCCCUCCCCGAGUUCACCAGUAUAUUCAGCUCACACCAGACCGCAGCUCCAGAGGUGAACAAUAUUUUCAUCAAACAAGAACUUCCUACACCAGAUCUUCAUCUCUCUGUCCCUCCCCAGCAGGGCCACCUGUACCAGCUGCUGAAUACACCGGAUCUAGAUAUGCCCAGUUCUACAAACCAGACAGCAGUAAUGGACACUCUUAAUGUUUCUAUGUCAGCCGCCAUGGCAGGCCUUAACACACACACCUCUGCUGUUCCGCAGACUGCGAUGAAACAGUUCCAGGGCAUGCCCCCUUGCACAUACACAAUGCCAAGUCAGUUUCUUCCACAACAGGCCACUUACUUUCCCCCGUCACCACCAAGCUCAGAGCCUGGAAGUCCAGAUAGACAAGCAGAGAUGCUCCAGAAUUUAACCCCACCUCCAUCCUAUGCUGCUACAAUUGCUUCUAAACUGGCAAUUCACAAUCCAAAUUUACCUGCCACCCUGCCAGUUAAUUCGCAAAACAUCCAACCUGUCAGAUACAAUAGAAGGAGUAACCCCGAUUUGGAGAAACGGCGCAUCCACUACUGCGAUUACCCUGGCUGCACAAAAGUUUAUACAAAGUCUUCUCAUUUAAAAGCUCACCUGAGGACUCAUACUGGUGAGAAGCCGUACAAGUGCACCUGGGAAGGCUGCGACUGGAGGUUCGCGCGCUCCGACGAGCUGACGCGCCACUACCGGAAGCACACGGGCGCCAAGCCGUUCCAGUGCGGGGUGUGCAACCGCAGCUUCUCGCGCUCCGACCACCUGGCGCUGCACAUGAAGAGGCACCAGAACUGAGCGCCGCCCGCGCGCACGACGGCCCGCGGGCCGCCUGCAAACUUAACUACAUAAAAAAAGAAAACGAAAAACUGGAAAUGUAUAUUUUGUAUAUUUGACAACAGGGAAUACAUGUAUUAAUACGCAAGUGUUUGGUCCUUUUAAGAAUCUGGAAUGAUGCUGUCACGUGUAUGGCUUUACUCAAGCAGAUUUCAUCUCACGACAGGCAGCCACAUCUCAGCGUGCUUGGGGUGGGGUGCGGGGUGCGUUUGCAGUGUUUCUACCUGAGCACCGUCAUUUAAGGUGACAGUGUUUGGUAAACAAGUCAGUUGGCAGGCACAGGAAGAAGACUGGAUUAUAUGUCAAGAUUUUACUUGACAUUAAGUUGUUUUUUCAAUAUUAGAUAAUUCCUUAGAGGUGCGCAGUGUAUCUGGCAAUUCACAAAUAGCCAUUGAACAAAUGUGUUUUGUUUUGUUUUUUUAUAUGAGUUGCCUAUAUUUGCUAUUCAAAAUUUUGUAAAUAUGCAAAUCAGCUUUAUAGGUUUAUUACAAGUUUUCUAAGAUUCUUUUAGGGAAAAAUCAUAAUUCUUUUGAAAAUAACCAUGAAUACAUUUACAGUUAGAAUUUGUGGUAAGAUACCUCUUAAAACCUUACCAAAUUCAUUUCUUUAGGGGGAAGAAGAAAUAAUCAUUCAAAAUGAACGUUAAAAGCAGAUUUCAUGCACUGAUUAAAAUAGGAUUGUUUAUUUUAAAUAUGGAAGACAUUUUAUAUGAAUUGUGAAGUCAAGAGCUUAAAGAUAUUUACAAUAUAUAAAAGUUAAACCUCUUACAAUAAGCUAAACAGUAUCAUUUUUGAAAAGAAGGACUUAUGUAGUUUUCACAUGGCAAUGUUGAACUUAUGAUGCAGUUUUCAUAUACCAAGAUGUUUGCUCGUGUAGGACUGUUGGUUAAAUGCCAAUUUAUGUGGAUUUUGCAUGUAAUAUACAGUGAGACACAGUAAUUUUACCUAAAUUACGGUGCAGUUUAGUUAAUCUGUUGUUAAUACUGACUCAAUGUCUGCUUUUAUUAUAAAUGACAUGUUGAAAACAUAAGGAAGCAAGCGCUACAUAUAUGCAAUAUAAAAUAGUAAUGUGAUGCUGAUGCUGUUAACCAAAGGGCAGAAAAAAUAAGCAAAAUGCCAAAAGGGUCUUAAUUGAAAUGAAAAUUUAAUUUUGUUUUUAAAAUAUUGUUUAUCUUUAUUUAUUUUGUGGUAAUAUAGUAAGUUUUUUUAGAAAAUUUUCAUAACGAUAAAUUAUAGUUUUGUUUGUUAGAAAAGUUGCUCUUAAAACAUGUAAAUAGAUGACGAACGGUGUAAAUAUUUUGUAAGAGGCUUCAAAACGUUUGUACGUGGAAACAUCCCUACAUAAAAGAGCAGAAAUCGGUUGCUGUUUUGCUUCUUUCUCCCUCUUAUUUUUGUAUUGUGGUCAUUUCCUAUGCAAAUAACGGAGCAAACAGCUGUAUAGUUGUAGAAUUUUUUGAGAGAAUGAGAUGUUUAUAUAUUAACGACAAUUUUUUUUGGAAAAUAAAAAGUGCCUAAAAGAUG
Messenger RNA from Equus quagga, 3260 nucleotides. RefSeq names its product KLF transcription factor 5 (gene KLF5). Gene Ontology annotation, biological process: regulation of transcription by RNA polymerase II. Gene Ontology annotation, molecular function: DNA-binding transcription factor activity, RNA polymerase II-specific; RNA polymerase II cis-regulatory region sequence-specific DNA binding. The record is from RefSeq and is a predicted model, not a curated record. The transcript is spliced from 4 exons. Bases 328 to 1701 code for a protein of 457 amino acids. Lineage: Eukaryota; Metazoa; Chordata; Mammalia; Perissodactyla; Equidae.